Phasianus colchicus (ring-necked pheasant) is the source of this 13836-nucleotide messenger RNA. It is a transcript of the gene HELZ, whose product is annotated as helicase with zinc finger. The record is from RefSeq and is a predicted model, not a curated record. Gene Ontology annotation, cellular component: P granule; cytosol. Gene Ontology annotation, molecular function: metal ion binding; protein binding; helicase activity. Gene Ontology annotation, biological process: regulatory ncRNA-mediated post-transcriptional gene silencing. Lineage: Eukaryota; Metazoa; Chordata; Aves; Galliformes; Phasianidae.
AAAGAAAUAUUGAAAGGCAGGAGAUGAAGAUACUCAGGAUAUUCAUAUGCUGGAUGGGAUGAUUACAAAUUAUGAAUGCUAAGAGCAGGAGUUAAUUUUGGAUGUUAGGCCAAAGAUGGCCAAUUUGUCCAUGUGUGAAUAUUGUGCAAUUUGUGACAUAAAUUGUUCUUUCCACUACUGCUUCCAAAGUGAAAACAGUAGAGAUUAGUGGACAUAAUAAUCUGUUAAUGAUCACUUAAUAAAGGAUCUGUACUGAAAUGCUAGCUGUCAUGCAAUAAAAUCUAACUUGUUCCCAUCUGUGAUGAAUGUAAAGUGAUUUAAAGAGCACAGGAUUCAGAUGCAGAAACCAUUUAAUCUGAGUUGCUGCUGUAUUUCUGUACUGCUGGUAAGUGAAUGGUAAACCACCCACAGACACUUGUUCCUCAUACAGUGGCUGAGGAUGUGUUUAUGCCAUGUAUUAAGUUUACAGGAUCAGACUGAAGGCUGCAGUUGUGUGGCCAGAGAUCCCCUGUCCUCCUAGUUUACAGUCCUGUCUCUUUUUCUUGUAUUUCUUGAAAUGGAAGGACAACCUGUAUAUUUAACAGGUUCAUGAUGUUCUCUACUAUUCAUUUCUCCCCCCCCCUCGUAGCCAAGCAUAUCAUGUUCUCUAGAGGCGAAGCAGCACAAGUUCUUGCUGCUGUUAUGCUAUAUGAUAAAACCUUGAAACAAGCCUUUCUCCUUCUGUAUGCUCCAUUUCAGAUUUCAUAUCAUUUGUGGAAUGUAAAGCAGGGUCAUUUUGCCUGGAGUUGUACAGCAUUAACCAGAGUAAUUUGGUUAUUUUAGAAAACUGAUUAGAUUGUCCUCUCUCAAGGGUGGAGAUUUUGUGUGUGUUCUGUAAGGUGCACAGUGCAUUUCUGAGCACUGUGUGUGUGUUACUGACUAAAGCCAUAACUGCAGUAGAUGAGUGCAUAAGAAUUCAGCUCUUAUGUUCUUGUUUUAAAAACCAAAAAAAGCCCAGAAGUAACCUUUCCUGUUAUUCUUUUCUGCACGAGAAAGGCACUGUCCUUUUCCUCUGUGUUCUGUUACACCUUUGACAUUGGUGCAGUGCACAAUCAUUAUCUGCUCUCACUUCAUUAAAUGGUUUCUGAAGAUGGGAUUAUUUAUGAUGUAUAUGUAGUAUGGAAGUACUUUUUUUGGUCUAUGUAUGUCUAUAAGUGGCUUCUGUAUUAUAUUCCUUCUUGUAACCUUGCCUAAAAUGCCUUUUUGUCUAAACACAAAGUAAAUUCAUUUUACAAUUUUAUGUAAGGGAAGUAAAUAAUUUGAUAUUUUUCUUAUCUAAAGAUACUUGAGUGGUAUUUCAGAAUACUACAAAAACAAUUACAUGACGUGAUGUAGAGGUACCUUAAGUUGGACUCACUAGAGAUGCCGGAACUGCUGUAUAAUGUGGUUUAGCAGUAAACAGAUUUAUUCUCUAUUUUUGUAUGUGGACUGACAAAUAGAAUAUGUUUGCUGUGUCUCUAUAGUUGAGCUCUAGUGAUCUAUUCUUUUUUUUUUUUUUUUUAAGUAUGGUGAUGUUGCAGUCACAGGUAUGAUAGCUAACAUCUGUGUUGUAUAGCAUUAUCUCAUGUAUUUUACUUACUCCAGCUCAUAAAAUGAACCUAGGCUUUUCCUUGUAUGAAUUAAAAUUUGUUGUCAGUCUUUUCCUGAUAAUUUUGAGGUAGAUGGAAGUAAGGGCUGUUGAGUCACAAUGCUGUGUCCUUCCCAGCUGUCUGACUUCCCAAAUAUUACUUCUUUGUAUUAUGGAAACAAUUCUCACAGUUCUGAGACCUUCAUAUGUGAAUUGCUUACAUCUCAGUUUUACCAGAAACAAACUUCAGAAAGUUAUGCCAAGUGUAAUGCUUUCCUAAAAGAUUUGGAGACUGCUUUAGUGAAACGUGGAAACUGAUGGAUGGAUUCUUGAGCAGCUAAGCUCAUGAAUGCAGUUUUUGGCCUUUAUUAUUAUGGGCAAGAAAAUAAAUUUUUUCUUUUACUAACAAAUGAUCUUUAGGAACAACAUCUUCUGUCUGAAUUGAUGGCAGCACGUGGCAAGAAUUGGCCUCUGGGUAUCAGUAAGAAGCUGAAUUGUGGUUUUCCUUAUUGUCCUGUUUAGUAGCAGCCUUUUCAGUUAUCUGCAAGUCUUUAGAAGUAGCACGGUGACCGUAUACCUUUCCCAAGCUGACUUACUGUUGUUCCUUCUCAGAGCCUGCAGCACGGGGUGGCACACAUCCUGCAGCACGAUGCUGGCAGGAGGCACAGCUGAUGGCUCUGGCAGGGAGCAGGUGGGUGCUGAUUGCUGCCAGCAGAGCUGUGCCUCGUAAUGGGAGGCAGCUGGAAAGGCUCUUCCACUCUGUGUGCCCAUGGCCCUGGGUCUAACAUGUGUUACAGAGCACAGAUCCCACUUCGUGGCCCUCAGAGCAUCAUUCAGUUUGUGGCGAAUUCCUCCGGUCUCGCUGUGGGACUGCGAGCUGAACAUCAUUGCUUUAGCAUAAAUCUUCACAAGAGAUGUUAAUGUCUGUUUAAAAUAUGCAAAUAUUUACUGUCUGCUAUUUGUCAGCUUGGCAUGCGAGACCUUGGAUCUGAUCCUUCUGUCUUGGCAGACAUUGGGAAUUUUGCCAAUAGCAUUAAUAGGAACAGAAUUGUACCCUCUAAUCUGUUUGUUUAUGAAGUACAGCAGGAGUUAUGUGGCUCGAUGCUUUAGAGUGAACUAAAAAUCAUCUGUUUGAAUUUGUUUGGAACUGUCGUUUACUUUAUCUUACCGUUAUCUUAGCAUGUGGACCCUUUGGUUGCAUAAAAUACAUCAGUAAACUGUGCAGCUUAGAAGUGCAGAGUCAGGAGUUAAACUGCUCUGAAAUACUGAAAUUCUAGAUCAUGAUGUUCUGUCCUACUCAUUUUUGGUUUGCAUUUGAACCGAUCAGGCUGUGGAAUAAUUCUCCAAAAAUCUGUGCACCAAGCAGGGCAGUGUUCACUGGGAAGUAAAUGGCAGUGUAGGUGGUCUGGUUUGGAGCUCUUCCUUCUGAAGCUGUCCCUUCUGCCUUUCCUGGCCCACCCUGCAGUUUGGAAGGGAAAUGGGCAGUUUUAUUUGGGGAUUAGCUUUUGAUUACUCUGUUUGUUUGUUUACAGAAUCUCAUUGGCAAGAAGGAGAAAUACGCAUUAUGAAAAUUGACCCCCAAAAAUCAUUAGUAGGGAGAAAGUCUCUCACAAAUCCCAGGCAAAACAAAACCAGGCACCGGGGUUUGAGUUACACCAGUUUGGAGUUAGCUAGAUCUUGUAAAUGAUAGAGACAGCAGAUGUUUUGUGGAGGUUAAGCUGGACAUAACUUGGACUUGAAAUAAAUGUAGGUCAGGAAGUUUUCUACUAGUGGGAGAAGGUUUUUAGAGGUAGGAAUUACAAAGUGAGGGUUACAUCUCUGCAUUAACUCAUGGGGAAGAGCUGCCAGCUCCUGUAUGUGCUCAGGUCAGUGUGAUGCUUACUGUUCUAUCUGGCAGCAUUUGCAGGUGCUGUGCGUAAAUAUGUUACUUAAUUGCGUAAAUCAGAAGCCUUCCUGUAGGGCAGCUGCACUGCUGCGAGGUGGUUUGAAGCUGAGGAAUGCUUUGAAUUGGCUGCUGAUAACAAAGGUGUUGAUGCUAAUAUGUUGUGGCUGAAUUUCUAAGGUCUGCUUAUUUCAGAUGUGUAACUUCAGAUAGUGGGGAUAUGCCUGUUAACUGGUUUCGCAGAAUUCUGAUGAUCUCUUGAAGUUUGCCAUUAGAAUAAAUAAUAAUUCAGAUGUGAAUGCAGCUCUUUUGGUAUGCAGUCCUCCAAACCAUUUUGAGAAAAUGAAUAAUCCUGACAUUUAUUCUGCUGCAUGCUUCGUAUUUUAAUCUCAGUUUAGCAGGCAGAAAGACUGAAGUGCAUGAGUCAUUUGCUCAGUUGCUCAAAGAGCUGAGAAUACAACGUCCUUUGCAGUGCUCUCCAAAUCUACAACUGACCAGAGAAAUUUGUGGCUGCUGCUGGGGUUGUCAGACCUCUCCACAAACUCGUUCAGUGUUUGUUGAAACAGCCAGCGUAAGGCAAUUGGUAAAUUAACAUUUUGCUUUUUGUAGUGCCGUGGUGGGGAAGAAGGGUUGGGUAAAGGAGCCUCCCUCUGCCUGCUGGUUGUGCUGGCCAGCGUGGGAUCUGUGUAUAAACUGUUCUUGUGCAGUAAACACACAGAAGCUUUGCUGAGACUUCUGGUCAAAGGAAUUUUGGUUCUUCGUCAGCCAGGAAGUGAGGAAAUCAGAAGUACAGCAGAGUUCAUGAAAUCCUCUCUUUUCAGUCCCUCGGGAGGAAAACAAAGUACGUGAGAAAGGCAUCAAUUAACUAUUGUAUUGCUGUGCAGCAAAUCCUGGAUUUGUAAAGCUUGCUGUGCUAUUGAACUUGAGUGAAAUGGCAGAAAUCUGUUGCGUUUUUAGUUGUACACAGAAGGUUCCUUGCAUAAACAUAACAACACUUAACGUUUCUGACUGAAAACGUGUGCUUAUUUAGGUGAUCCAACUGAGUGUUAAAGUGGUUACUCCUUAGAUGGAUUUUCUCACCUGCAUGGAAAUGCAAAAGCUACUUCAUACCUGUGUUCCUUCACCUCUACUGUGGUGGAUGUGAGAUGUUUUCAUAUAAAUGUUGUAAAAGGGAAUGUGGUUUAAGUCAGUGUUGUAUUCAGAAGUCGGUGUUCCCUUACGUGUUUCUGUUGUGAUACUGAAAGUGAAAUUUUAAGAAUGGUGGGGAACAUGGAAUGCUGUCACGUAUUGUAUUAAACUUCUUGCUUACGUUUACACUGUGUGUUGGCCCAGAUGGUUGUUAGUGAGAAAAGUGGGGUCGUGAGGAGCUUUCCUUACAUGGAAGAUACCUUUAUUUGAUUUUUCAGAUAAUUUCUUGAAGUUAUUCUUAGAUUGAUUAAAAAUCUGUGACUGUAAAAUGUAAAGGAAGGCUUUAGUAGUGGAAUUUUCAAGGAGGUUGGAGAGUGACUUUAGAUGCUCGUGGCAGUUCCACGUCAUGGAUAUGGGCAGUGUGCUGCUUGCUAACAGUCAAUAUGAGAACUCUUAAGGUUCCCUCUUCUGGUUAUCAGAACGUGUUUUUGUCAAGUCAGCUUUGAAGUAAAUGUCUCUAGAGAUGUGUCUAAGUAUUAUCAAUGAAGGCACACCACAGAUAGGAAUUAUGGAAAGGUUUUGUUUUUCUGUGGGUAGGUUCCAUUGUGGGUAACCAUUUGUCUCAGUUCCUUGGCAGAUGAUGAUGUCUGCCUUCUCUAUAGAUUUGUCACUGCUUCAGUUUCCCCCAUAGAAUGUUUAUUUCAGAACUGUUUAAGGGGUUCUGUUGGCAGGGUGUUGGUGUGUGGGGGCACCUAGGCUUUCUCAGACAAUGCAACUAAAGCACAGCAGGAGCCGUUGCGUGGGUUCCUGCUGACCUCCAGCUCCUUCUCAUCCGUCUGUGUCCAUCCCAUGUGCUUCAUCCACCCCAGAGGCUGGCCCAUGUGCCCUAGGAGUAGGAUUUCUGUCCCUGAGUCAUGGCAGACAGAAGACCAGAGAAGUCAUGUGAACAAGCAUGUGAAUCCCUUAAGCAGCAGGAUUAUGAAGUGGCAGUGAAGCAUUGCACAGAGGCACUCCUUUCCCUCAGCCAGUACCCCCCAGCUCACCUCCCGGAGGCAUGCCAGGCAGAAAUCGACCGCAUCAAAAUCGAGACUCUGCUGUAUAGAAUUGCUUCCUUUUUACAACUUAAAAAGUAUGGGCAAGCAGAUGAAGACUGUAGGCAUGUGCUGGGAGAGGGGCUGGCCAAGGGAGAUGGAUCUUUCCGUGCAGUGCUCUGCUGCAUGCAUCUUAAAGGGAAGCUGCAAAUUGUGUCUAAUGUUCUUUCCAAAUCACUGAUGGGUGAAUCACUGAACGGGAUGGUAACUAAAGAUCUGACACGACUGAAAACACUUCUUGCUGAAACAGAGGCAGCUGAUAAAGUUCCAUCAGGAUAUCAUGUAGAAGAUUUAGAAGAAGGAUCCCGGGAUGGCUGGCAGUUCCGCCCUCCACCCAGGGGAGUCACAAGCAGUGAAGAAUAUACACUAUGUAAAAGAUUUUUAGAGCAAGGGAUCUGCAGGUACGGUGCACAGUGUACUUCAGCACAUUCCCAGGAAGAGCUAACAGAAUGGCAAAAACGAUAUGCUUCCCGCUUGAUCAGAUUAAAACAGCAGAAGGAAAACAAACAGUGUUCGGGCAGUUAUAUGGAAACCUUGAUUGAGAAAUGGAUGAAUUCGUUAUCUCCUGAGAAAGUGCUUAGUGAAAGUAUAGAAGGAGUGAGAGUAGAGCAUAAUCCUGAGCUAUCAGUAACUGUCACCACCAAAAAGUCUCAUCAAACUUGGACGUUUGCUCUUACUUGUAAGCCUGCAAGAAUGCUGUAUCGAGUGGCAUUGCUUUAUGAUGCCCAUCGUCCACAUUUCAGUAUCAUUGCAAUAUCUGCUGGAGACAGCACUACCCAGGUAUCACAAGAAGUUCCAGAAAACUGUCAGGAAUGGAUAGGAGGAAAGAUGGUCCAGAAUGGAAUAGAUCACUAUAUAUACAAAGUCAGUAUAGCCUUUAACACGGAAAUCUUUGGAACUUUUCGCCAAACUGUUGUGUUUGAUUUUGGAUUAGAACCAGUCCUCAUGCAACGAGUAAUGAUCGAUGCUGCUUCAACUGAAGAUCUUGAAUACCUGAUGCAUGCACGGCAACAGCUACUAACUACAGCUAAGCGUUGGGAUUCUACUUCUAAGACUAUUGUAGAAUUUGAACCUAAUGAAACUACUGAAUUGGAGAAGAGCCUUCUUACCAGAUACCAAAUCCCUCUAUCUGCUGACCAGUUAUUUACACAAUCUGUCCUGGACAAAUCAUUGACCAAGACCAACUAUCAGUCACGGUUGCAUGACCUCCUUUAUAUUGAGGAAAUAGCACAGUAUAAGGAAGUUAGCAAGUUCAACAUAAAAGUGCAAUUGCAGAUUGUAGCAAGCUUCAUGCUCACUGGGGUUUCUGGAGGUGCAAAGUAUGCCCAGAAUGGACAACUUUUUGGACGCUUUAAGCUCACUGAAACGCUUUCAGAAGACACUUUGGCGGGACGGCUGGUGAUGACCAAAGUCAACGCUGUUUAUUUAUUGCCUGUCACUAAAGAGAAGUCAGCACAGACCCAAGGAACCAAAGAGAAGGUCUAUGAAGCAGCUAUUGAAGAGAAAACAAAGGAUUACAUCUUCUUGAGGGUAUCCAGGGAAUGCUGUGAAGAGCUUAAUCUUCGGGCAGAUUGUGAGAUGCAGGUUGAACUGCAGUUUCAGUUAAAUCGCUUACCUCUCUGUGAAAUGCAUUAUGCCCUGGACAGGAUUAAGGACAACAGUAUUUUGUUUCCAGAUGUCAGCAUGACUCCCACCAUACCCUGGAGUCCCAACAGACAAUGGGAUGAGCAGUUGGACCCUCGGCUAAAUGCUAAGCAGAAAGAGGCUGUUCUGGCUAUCACUACCCCACUUUCAAUACAACUGCCUCCUGUUCUUAUCAUCGGUCCCUAUGGGACAGGAAAAACGUUCACGCUGGCUCAGGCAGUCAAGCACAUACUCCAACAACAGGAUACUAGCAGGAUUCUCAUUUGCACCCAUUCUAAUAGUGCUGCUGAUCUCUACAUAAAGGAUUAUUUACAUCCAUAUGUAGAAGCAGGCAAUCCCCAGGCAAGACCUCUCAGGGUAUAUUUCAGAAAUCGCUGGGUAAAGACUGUCCACCCAGUUGUGCAUCAGUACUGUUUGAUUUCAAGCACACAUUCCACCUUUCAGAUGCCACAGAAAGAAGAUAUUCUUAAGCAACGAGUAGUAGUUGUUACUUUAAAUACAUCACAGUAUCUGUGUCAACUGGAUCUUGAACCAGGUUUUUUUACACACAUUCUGUUAGAUGAAGCUGCGCAGGCUAUGGAGUGUGAAACUAUUAUGCCUCUAGCAUUAGCUAAUAAAAACACAAGAAUUGUCUUGGCUGGAGACCAUAUGCAGCUCAGUCCUUUUGUCUACAGUGAAUUUGCCAGGGAAAGAAACCUUCAUGUUUCAUUGCUUGAUCGGCUCUAUGAGCACUACCCUGCAGAAUUUCCAUGCAGGAUCUUGCUGUGUGAGAACUAUCGCUCCCAUGAAGCUAUCAUCAACUACACAUCUGAACUUUUCUAUGAAGGCAAAUUGAUGGCAAGUGGAAAGCAGCCAGCACACAAAGAUUUCUACCCUUUAACUUUCUUCACAGCACGUGGAGAAGAUGUGCAGGAAAAAAAUAGUACAGCUUUUUACAAUAAUGCAGAGGUAUUUGAAGUAGUGGAGCGUGUUGAAGAGUUAAGAAGAAAAUGGCCUGUUGCCUGGGGCAAGUUGGAUGAUGGCAGUAUAGGUGUUGUGACACCUUAUGCUGAUCAAGUGUUCAGAAUUCGGGCUGAACUUCGGAAAAAAAGACUGUCUGAUGUCAGUGUAGAGAGAGUGCUAAACGUUCAGGGAAAACAGUUUAGAGUGUUGUUUCUCAGCACAGUACGAACACGGCAUACAUGCAAACAUAAGCAAACCCCAAUUAAACGGAAAGAGCAGUUACUGGAGGAUUCAACAGAGGACUUGGAUUAUGGUUUUCUGUCUAAUUACAAACUUCUCAAUACUGCCAUUACAAGAGCACAAUCCUUGGUAGCUGUGGUGGGAGAUCCCAUUGCUUUAUGUUCCAUUGGAAGAUGCAGGAAAUUUUGGGAAAGGUUUAUUGCCCUAUGUCAUGAGAAUGAAAGUCUCCACGGUAUCACAUUUGAACAGAUCAAAGCUCAGCUGGAAGCUUUGGAACUAAAGAAAACUUAUGUGUUGAACCCACUGGCUCCUGAGUUUAUUCCCCGAGCUCUUCGACAUCAGCAUUCGGCCAAUACCACCAAACAGCAGCAGUCACCUCCAAAGGGCAAGGUCCAUCAUCAUAACCAGAAUGACCAUUUCCCACCUGAUGGAAUUGUUCAGCCCAAUCCUUCUGUUCUAAUAGGAAAUCCUAUCCGAGCAUAUACUCCUCCUCCUCCUCCUCUGGGACCUCACCCCAAUCUGGGGAAAUCUCCAAGUCCUGUUCAAAGGAUAGAUCCACACACUGGGACAAGUAUUCUUUACGUACCUGCUGUCUAUGGAGGAAACAUGGUCAUGUCUGUGCCUUUGCCUGUACCAUGGACGGGGUAUCAGGGUAGGUUUGCAGUUGACCCUCGAAUCAUUACUCAUCAAGCAGCUAUGGCAUAUAAUAUGAACCUGUUACAGGCACAUGGGCGUGGGUCUCCUAUACCUUAUGGCUUGGGACAUCAUUCACCAGUUAGUAUAGGACAGCAGCAACAACUUCAGCAUCCAGACAAGGAGCAACAUGAGCAAAGUCGAAAUGGUAAAAGUGAAGGCACUGCUGGACCUGAAAUCAAUAAAAUUCGGACACCUGAGAAGAAACCUGUAGAAUCUAAGCAGGUUGACUUAGAUGCAAAUUCUCAGACGAGAAGCCCGGAAUCACGUUCCAAUGUUGCUUACCCUAAUGCUAAAUUUCAUCGUAAAGAUAAUCUUAACCCCAGGCAGCUGAAUCUACAUCUCACCCCACCCCACUCGCAGUAUGCAGUUCCCAAUCGCCACUUCCAGCACCUGUCCCAGAUACCAAGGCAGCCAUAUCCUCUGCAACAGCAGCAAAACCUUUUAAGUCAACAACAAAAUCAUUUGCCUGAACAACAAAACCAAAUGCCACCACAGCAAAGCCAGGUAGUUCAGCAGCAUAAUCAUUUGAACCAACAGCCUCCACAACCUUCGCAGCUUUCCCCUGCUUACCAGGCAGGCCCUAGCCAAUCUUUUUUUAAUAACCCAAUUCCCCACCGACCACAUUCUCCUGCUGUAGAUGCUGUGAUUUCAGAACAACACCCCCCACCUAUGUUACAAGAAGUCAGUAAUCCUUUGAGGCCUAUUGCACAGCACAACCCUGUUCUGCCAACCCACUUGAACAACUUCAUUGAAGAGAAUCCAUCAGGAAUGCCCCUAGGGGACACUUUAGAUCGUAUGCAUGGAAAUGUAGCUUUGGAAACAAUAAGGCAGCAGCAACAAGCCAGGUUACAGCAAUGGAAUGAACAUAAUGCCUAUCUCAGUCAAGGCACAAUUCCAUAUCAACACCAUCACCAUCCUCAUCUACCACAUCUUCCUCAGCAACCAAUUGGAUUGCAUCAACAGCAGCAAGUUAGGGCAAACUGGAAACUUGCCAGUAAUACAGAAGAUGAAACAGAGGCAACAUAUUCAAGAUUCCAGGAUUUGCUCAGAGAACUGUCACACCGUGAUCAAAGUGAAAGUCGGGACUUAGCUGAAAUGCCACCCCCUCAGUCAAGACUGUUGCAAUAUAGACAAGUUCAGCCCAGAAGCCCACCAGCACUCCCUUCUCCUUCCUGCAACUCUAAUCACAGUGGUCACUUUCCUAACUUCACUGAAAACAACAGAGACAUUGAAAUCCCCAGUAACCCAGCAUUUCAGCAGCAUUUACCCCAAAUAUACAAUCCCCCUUUCUCAAUGCCAUCUGAACACAUAACCCCAUCUCCCUUGAAAUACCUGCAACCUGAUGGAUCGUGGACUUAUGCUAACCUACAGCAGAAUCACCUAAUGGGGCAGGGCUUUCAUUAUGGUAUACCUCCAUUGCCCCAUAGAUCACAACAAAACCCUUUUAUACAAAUACAGAAUCAUCAGCAUGCAGUCGGUCAGGAGCCAUUUCAUCCACUCACAUCUCGAGCAGUAUCUGCUUCUUCGCUCCACAGCUUAGAAGAGUAUGAACCAAGAGGACCAGGCAGGCCGUUGUACCAAAGAAGAAUUUCCUCUAGUUCAGUCCAGGCUUGUUCUGAAGAAUUAAGCACUCCUCAAGACAGUCUUGGUCAGUGUAAAGAGCUUCAGGACCACAGUAAUCAGUCAUCCUUCAACUAUUCAUCGCCUGAGUUGUGGGUAAACUCCUCCUCAUCUGCCCCAUACCCAAACAUUCCAUGCAAUGGAGCCAACAGAGCAGUUCCACACCGGGAGUUGUUAGCUCCGCUGAAAACAGUCAAGCCUCCAGAGGAGCACCUGAAGGCUGAAAACAUACAGCUCUCCAAUUCCUUCAACUACAACGUGCUGCAGCAUCUCGGCCAGUUCCCACCUCUCAUGCCCAACAAGCAGAUCAUGGAAUCCAACAGCACCAGCCAGCAGAACGCUGGUGGGAGCAAACCUGUCAUGUCCUACGCAAGUGCUCUGCGGGCUCCGCCGAAGCCCAAACCUCCUCCUGAGCAGACAAAAAAGAAUAGUGACCCUUUGUCUUUGUUUCAGGAACUUAGCCUAGGUAGUUCAUCAGGUAGCAAUGGCUUUUACUCCUAUUUUAAAUAAUCAGAUUAUUUUUUUUAGAGAGAACUUAAUUUUUAUUUGUGUCAGUAGAUCUAAGAUAGUUGGGGCUUCACCUGUAGUUGCAAAUAUUCCCUUUGUUUAUAUUAGUAAAUAUAUCCUCACCUAAUUGCUUUGCUGCUAGACUUGCAACUAAUUUUUUUAAAUUGUAUUCCAUUAUUUUGCAUUUUUUGAUGUGGGUCGUUUUUUUUUUUUUUUUGGAAGCUUUUCUGUAGGAAAACACACACAUUAUUUUUUAAUUUGUGUAAUGUUAAUGAUGUGUUUGUUGCAUUAAACUAGCAGCUGAGAGCUUACCUGUAAAACUUCAAAAGGAAAAAAAAAAGAGGAAAAAAAGAAAAAGAGAAAAAAAAAAGAAAAAAAAAGAAAAAGGAAAAAAAAAAGUUUGUCUAAAUUGUAUUUAAAAAGAUUGUAAGUAGCAUUUACAUUUAUUCAAUAACAUUAGCAUACUAUGCUGGAUUUCUGUACCAGAAAUGGCCAGUUAAUGUAAAAAUGUAUGUUAUUUCUGCUUAAAUUCAUUUAAUUUUUUUUUAAUAAAGAUGCAGCAUCUUCUAAAUACUUUCAGUUUUAUCAGCUUUUUUGUGAAGGGAUGCUGCAUUCUCAGACUUUUAUAGUUUUAGAUCCUGUAUGAUGUGGUAUUGUAUUUUCCAUUCACUGUAGGGUAAAGUAAAGGCAUUCUUUGCAGACACCUAUGCCAUUGUUUGGAAACAUUCAGAUAAAAAGUAUUGCUAUACUGAAAAAAAAAAUAAAACAGCAACAACUACAACAACAACAACAAAAAAAAAACAAAAAAACAAACAAAAAAAAAGAAACAAAACCAAAAACCCAAAAAAAUGACAUUUUAUUUUUGGACAAGCUGGUAAUAUAAGCUUGUUUGAAAAGUUAAUUUGAUAGGUUUUUUAAAUGAAUCAUGAAGCUGAAAAGAAAUUUUUAGGUAUGUUGGUGCUUAGUAGAUUUAAUAACUAUUUUAAAAAACAAAUUGCGUGAAUUUAGUAAAAGAUUUCUUUUGUUUGUUUAAUUUUUUUUCCAUUAUGCAUGUGUAAAUGUUUGUAAUCUGGCUUUUUCCUCCCCCUUCUCCAGUGGUAUCAAGAAUUGUGCCGCUUUAAUUUUUUUUUUUCCAGUAAAACUUUUGGUACAUUAUUUGAUGUUUACAUUAAAAUGUGACAUUAUACAAGGAAAUUCAGAUAUUUUGCUAACUGUUUUGUUUGAGGAACGUCAUUAAAGAAGAGAUUUAAUGUUUGUCAAAGCUGUAUCCAAAUUAAUCCAAAUCUUGUGGGGGUAAGAAUGGUAUCCAGGUUGUUUAUCUGAGUCCUGCAAAAUUGUGCACCAACCUGGUCCUUCAGGAGUAUAAACUGAAAAACAAACAAACAAAAAAAAACAAUUAAAAAAAAUUAAAAUUGAAUAUUGAAAAAAUUAAAAACAAGUGUGAAUGAUAACGCAGAAGAUAAUCUUUGUGGGUAAAGAUUUCUGGUCUUGCACACUGUUCAUACUUUUGGAUGGGGUGUUCGCUUAGUUUCUCUAGAUCAGCAGUCCUCCUUUUACACUUGAAGAAAUACCUUCAGAUCUGGGAAACGCUGAAUUUUUACUGAGCUGGGUUUCUUUGCGGUGUUCCUCUGCUUACUACACACAGAAUUAAACUGGUAGAGCUGUGUGGAGGUGAUGCCAGGUUUUCCAGCUGUCCGUGGGACGCCAUGCGGACCGGCAGUGUCUGCUGCUGGAUUUGUUGAGAUUUUUACUCUGGUCACAAUCAUUAUUUUUGCAUUUGACUUCACGUUUUAAAGCAAGGGGUCUUUACGUAAAGGGGCUGAUUUAAACUCAGUACACUGCGAAGGUUUGCGUAAUAAUUUUUUAUUAGGAAUCUUUGCUGGUUUCUGAUUCAGAAAUUUAUCUGAAAAAAAAAAAAAAAUCUUUUUUUCUUUUUUUUUUUUGGCUGUAAAGAAUAGCACGCGUAACUCGUUAAUUUAUUUCCUAACGUCUAUACCAAACAAAAGAUGCUGGGGGAGGGGAAAGCCCCUGCCGAGAUGAGCUGAGCCCUUCAGCACAUGGCAUCAAAUCACGAGGACUCAAAACGAGUAGAGGCCAAAUUCUGCAAUUUUGGGUUUUAUGCUGAUCUGAAAGCUGCAGAAAUAGGUCCACGGGAAAUUCAUUGCAAGGGCCGGGCAUGUGCUCUGUACACGUUAGCCUCAGUCAUUUUAUUUCAGUGGAGCUGUGCCGGUCCUCUGAGAGCCUGGCACUCCUCUGAGAGAAGCAAAAUCUGUGUGCCUGAAUGUUAUAGUCUGGGAGGAGCUGUGGGUGAGAUGUGCAAGACUAUGACAAGAGACUAGGUAGGGUUCAAAUGCACUUCACUUCGCCGAGUUGGCAUUGUAAUUUCAGGGGUUUCAAAAUCACUCAUUUAUAUGGAGCAGUCUUUUGAUUCUGUUCACCAUAUUUGAAUAUUAAACUAAUAAACAUCACUUGAUAAUUUA